This is a messenger RNA of Magnolia sinica, 3369 nucleotides long. RefSeq lists its product as uncharacterized. The transcript has 26 exons. Lineage: Eukaryota; Viridiplantae; Streptophyta; Magnoliopsida; Magnoliales; Magnoliaceae. The coding region runs from base 138 to 2999 and encodes 953 amino acids. The record is from RefSeq and is a predicted model, not a curated record.
AGUAAACCCGACAGCCCAUUGCAUUCUCGCUGUAGAAACAAGAAUCCCCAACUAAAACCCACCAUUAGAAGAAACGCCCCCAUACGGCUCACGUUAGUAAGGGGGCGACUCUCUCUCAUUUCCUCAUUGGAAUAGCGAUGGAUCGAAUAUUGAAAUCUCGUCAGUCAAUUUCAUUUCGUCGAACCAUCUCUUCUCAGUUACUGAUCGGCGUGAUCUUGGUGUUCCUAGCGUCUGGGUCAUAUGGAUCUCCCAUUGGAAGCCAUAAAAGUGGGAAAUCAUCUGUAUUUUCCUUGUUUAACCUCAGAGGAAAGAGUAGAUUCUGGAGUGAAUCUGUAAUUCGUGGGGAUUUUGAUGAUUUGCAAAGUUCAGUAUCUUCUAGCUCUGGCAAGAUGGGUGUGCUCAACUACACCAAGGCAGGUAAUAUUGCAAACUAUCUGAAGCUUUCAGAAGUCGAUUCUAUGUACCUUCCGGUUCCUGUGAAUUUCAUUUUCAUAGGAUUUGAAGGGAAAGGGAACCAUGCCUUCAAGCUUGCUUCUGAAGAACUCGAACGGUGGUUUACGAAAAUUGAUCACAUUUUCGAACAUACACGAAUUCCACAUAUUGGAGAGGCUCUCACCCAAUUUUACAAGAUUAGCAUUGAUAAAACGCAACGCCACCAUCUCCCUCUUAUCAGUCACAUAAAUUACAAUUUUUCUGUCCAUGCUAUACAGAUGGGGGAAAAGGUUGCCUCUGUCUUUGAGCAUGCCAUAAAGGUCCUAUCCCGUAAGGAUGAUGUAUCUAAUACCAGUGACGGUGAAGAUGUUCUCUGGCAAGUUGACAUGGAUAGGAUGGAUUUUCUUUUUACAAGUCUUGUUGACUACCUUGAACUUGAGAAUGCAUACAAUAUUUUCAUCUUGAAUCCCAAGCAUGACCAAAAAAGACCUAAAUAUGGUUACCGGAGAGGCUUAUCUGAAUCAGAAAUAGAUUUUCUUAAGGAGAACACAGACUUGCAAGCCAAACUUCUCCGAUCAGAAAGCACCGCACAAGGAAAGCUUGAAAUUGAUAAGAGCAAGAGACCUUUGUAUUCUAAGCAUCCCAUGAUGAAAUUUGCUUGGACAAUGGCUGAGGACAUUGAUACAGUCGAGUGGUCAAAUAUCUGUUUAGAUGCCUUGAAUGGUGUUCAGCAGUUAUAUCAGGGAAAGGAUACUGCUGAGAUCAUUUACAGCAAAGCUGAACAGAUGUUGCAUGGGAAGAGUGAUGAUAUGAAGCUCCUCUUGGAAAAGGAGUUAAAAACUGGGGAAUUAGCUGGUCUUCAUGCGGAAUGUCUCACAGACAUAUGGAUAGGGAGAGACAGGUGGGCAUUUAUUGAUUUGAGCGCAGGCCCUUUUUCUUGGGGUCCAGCUGUAGGUGGAGAGGGCGUGCGCACAGAACUUAGUUUACCAAAUGUUGGGAAAACCAUUGGUGCAAUUGCAGAAAUGACAGAAGAUGAAGCCGAAAAUCGACUGCAAGAAGCAAUUCAGGAAAAGUUUUCAGUAUUUGGCGAUCAAGACCAUCAAGCCAUUGAUAUCCUUUUAGCUGAGAUUGAUAUAUAUGAGCUUUUUGCAUUCAAACACUGCAAAGGAAGAAAAGUUAAGCUUGCCCUAUGUGAAGAGCUUGAUGAGAGGAUGCGGGAUUUGAAAAAUGAGCUGCAGGCUUUUGACGGUGAGGAAUCAGAUGAAAGCCAUAAGGUGAAGGCCAUAGAUGCAUUGAAGCGAAUGGAGAACUGGAAUUUGUUUAGCGAUACAUAUGAGGAUUUCCAAAAUUAUACAGUUGCACGUGAUUCUUUCCUUGCUCAUCUCGGCGCUACCUUGUGGGGUUCUAUGAGACACAUUAUUUCACCUUCGGUUGCUGAUGGAGCUUUUCAUUACUAUGAAAAGAUAUCCUUUCAGUUAUUUUUUAUUACGCAGGAGAAAGUCAAGCAUGCUAAAAAUGUACCUGUUGAACUCAAGGCUCUCAUGGAUGGCCUUUCAUCCUUGUUGGUACCUUCUCAGAAAGUCAUGUUUAGUACGCACAUGUUGACACUUUCGGAGGAUCCUGCUUUGGCAAUGGCUUUUUCAGUUUCACGACGUGCAGCAGCUGUCCCACUAUUGUUAGUCAAUGGAACAUAUAGGUCUACAGUUCGUGCGUAUCUUGACUCCUCCAUUCUCCAGCAUCAGUUGCAGAGGUUGAGUGAUCACGAUUCACUUAAAGGGGCACAUUUACAUAGCAGGUCUACACUGGAAGUUCCCAUAUUUUGGUUUAUACACGGUGACCCGCUAUUUGUGGACAAACAUUAUCAGGCAAAAGCUCUUUCUGACAUGGUCAUUGUUGUUCAGUCGGGCCCAUCAUCUUGGGAAAGCCAUCUGCAGUGCAAUGGGCGGUCACUCUUGUGGGAUUUGAGGAGGCCUAUAAAGGCUGCCUUAGCUGCUACUGCUGAACAUCUUGCUGGUGUGCUUCCUCUUCACCUGGUCUACAGUCAAGCUCACGAAACUGCAGUAGAGGACUGGAUAUGGUCGGCUGGUUGCAAUCCUUUGUCUAUAACUUCUCAAGGCUGGCUUGUUUCAAAGUUCCAAUCAGAUACAAUAGCUCGGAGCUACAUAACCACAGCACUUGAGGAGUCAAUACAACUUGUUAAUGCAGCUGUUCGUCUUCUAGUCAUGGAGCGCACUACUGCACAGACCUUCAAGCUCUUCAAAUCUAAGGAGCAUGAGUUGGUGAAUGGAUACAAUUCAGUCGUUAGUAUGUGGAGAAGAAUUUCAAUUAUUUCUGGGGACUUGCGUUAUGCUGAUGCCAUGAAUUUGCUGUCCUUCCUUGAGGAGUCAUCCAAAGGAUUUAUGAAUUCCGUAAAUGCUACGAUUUCUGCACUCCAUCCAAUCCACUGCACACGAGAAAGGAAAGUCGACAUUGAGGUUGACAUGACGACGAUCCCUGCAUUUUUGGUUGUUUUUGUGGUUCUCUGGUUCGUGCUGAGACCGAGGCGACCCAAGCCCAAGAUUAAUUAAGUGGAACAGCUGGAAGGAAUGAGCUGUAUACUUUUCUCAAAUGCCUUGGUUGAGAUGUCUUUCUUUCCUUUUCUUCCUAUUGAGGUUCUGCUGCAGCUGUUGUGCUUCGUGUGUCACGGAGGAAUGGAAAUGGAAAAAAGGAGUGGUGAAAUGGCCUGCAACCCUUUCCAGUUGGAGUUGGAUGCACCUUGCAGUGACCAUUGUAACUGUGAUAGUAAAAUGAUUAAUUUCUUGGUUUAUUAAACGAUAAUAGAAGUGAUAAUAGAAGUGAAACGUGAGCUUUCUGACCCAAUUAACAUUGAAAUUUUGGAGUUACCUUUGCAACAAGGCGUAUAUUUUGGGGCUGUUAUGGAAUCUUUGGAUCUUCUGA